GUCUGAUGAUGUAAGAGAUAGCUGGAAAAAUAAGUCUUUUUCAAGAAGUUCUCAAAAUAAACUUUCAGCAAGUCAGAAAAAAAACAAGGUUGUACCUUUGUGGAAACAUACCCUCAAGUAGCUGUAUUUUUUUAAACUGCAUGUGCCCUCCACAUUUUAGCUCACAGAUUAUUUUUGUUUGAUUGAGGUCUUCUCAUCAGUACCAGUAGGAAGCAUAAAAGAAACAAAUGAAAGCCGAGCACAAAAACUGCAUUUAUUAUGCCUGAUUUGCAACCAUUUUCUUAAAAAAAACCCCUUAUUCAUGAAAACUUUUGAACGGAAGGCUGGUACAGUUUUUGAUGAAAUCACAGAGAAAUGUGGUGAGAUCAUGGAUGCAGAAAUGUCUGAAGAUACAGACCACAAUUUAACCCCUGGUCUUGACAGUAUGUCUUAUGCAAUGCAGAAUCAAACGGGAUCUGAAAAUUCGUUGUUGGAUGAAGAUGAUUAUUUUCUGAACUCUGGGGAUCUUGCCGGGAUUCCAGUUGUUGGGAGUGACAAUGAGGAUGAACACAAUUUUGGCACAAAGGACAAUCUCCCUUCGACAAUUCAUGCUGAUGACAGUCUGGGAGCAGAGAGAAGAGGCACAGAACCCGAGUCAGACAGUGAAAAAGAAAUACAAAUACAAAAUAAAGUAAAAAAGGACCUUCCUAAGCAAUUUGAUCAGGGCUCUGUAUUUAAAUCCAUUCGUAAAGAUUUUAGCUUAGCAAGAGAGAACAGUAAAGAGACGUUUUCAGGAAAGGAGAAAAAUAGAGAAAUUCCUUUUCAAGAACGUGAAAAACGGUUGGAUAAACCCCAUAAGGAGUUGGAUUCAAGGUUGAAAAGCAGUUACUUUGAUAAAGCAGUAACUAGUCAAGUGGAAGAAACGAUACGAACCCAGUUACCACAAACCCCAGAAACAAACUUCAGGGAGUCUAGCUAUCCAUUUACUGGUAAGGAGUCCAUUGGUCAGGAACUGGGCAAUUCGUUUGCAUCAAAUAUUAGAAUUAAAGAAGAACCUUUGGAUGAUGAAUAUGAUAAAGCAAUGGCACCACAACAGGGGCUGCUAGAUAAAAUUAAAGAUGAACCUGACAAUGCUCAGGAGUAUGGUCAUGGUCAACAGUCAAAAACUCAAGAUGGGGAACUGAAAAUUAGUGCUGUUUUUUCUGUCAGUGGUAGUCCUCUUGCUCCCCAGUUAACAACAGGCUUUCAGCCUUCGCUAGCAUCUUCUGGCAUGAAUAAAAUGCUUCCUUCAGUUCCAUCAACAGCUGUUCGGGUGUCCUGUUCUGGCUGUAAAAAAAUUCUUCAAAAGGGACAAACCGCAUAUCAGAGGAAGGGGUCUACUCAGCUAUUCUGCUCAACACUGUGCCUCACUGGAUACACAGUUCCACCUGCCCGUCCAACACUUUCUUCCAAGAAAAUCUGCUCAAGCUGCUCAAAAGACAUAUUAAAUCCAAAAGAUGUGAUCACUGCUCAAUUUGACAACACAAGCUCUAGCAAAGAUUUUUGCAGCCAGUCAUGUCUGUCUAUGUAUGAGCUGAAAAGAAAGCCUGUUGUCACCAUCCACACCAAUAGCAUCUCAACGAAGUGCAGUAUGUGCCAGAAGAAUGCAGUUAUUCGGCAUGAAGUCAAUUACCAGAACGUGGUACAUAAGCUCUGCAGCGAUGCCUGCUUCUCCAAGUUCCGCUCUGCUAACAACCUCACUAUGAACUGUUGUGAGAACUGUGGGGGUUACUGUUACAGUGGCUCUGGCCAGUGUCACAUGCUUCAAAUAGAAGGACAAUCUAAGAAGUUUUGUAGUUCAACAUGUGUCACGGCAUACAAGCAGGUACAUACCCAAACUUGCACCAAGAAAUCAGCAAAAAUUACUCCGUGCGCGCUUUGCAAAUCAUUGAGGUCUUCAGCUGAAAUGAUCGAGAACACGAAUAACUUGGGGAAAACAGAGCUUUUCUGCUCUGUUAAUUGUUUAUCCGCAUACAGAGUUAAGAUGGUUACUUCUGCAGGUGUCCAAGUUCAGUGUAACAGCUGUAAAACCUCAGCAGUCCCUCAGUACCACCUGGCUAUGUCAGAUGGAAGUAUACGUAACUUCUGCAGCUACAGCUGUGUAAUCGCUUUCCAGAACUUGUUCAACAAGCCGACAGGAAUGAACUCUUCCGUCGUACCCCUGUCUCAGGGUCAAGUCAUCGUAAGCAUUCCCACGGGGGCAACAGUAACAGCAGCAGGAGGGACGACCUCUGCCGUCUCUCCCAGCUCCGUGAGUAGCUCAGCUGCAGCCGGCCUCCAGCGACUUGCCGCCCAGUCCCAGCAGGUGACUUUUGCCCGGACCGUUGUGAAGCUCAAGUGUCAACACUGUAACCGCCUGUUUGCCACAAAACCUGAACUUCUUGACUACAAGGGUAAAAUGUUUCAGUUUUGCGGAAAGACAUGUUGUGAUGAAUAUAAGAAGAUAAAUAGUGUCAUGGCGAUGUGUGAAUACUGUAAAAUUGAAAAGAUUAUAAAGGAGACCGUGCGAUUCUCAGGAGUUGACAAGCCAUUCUGUAGUGAAGGUUGUAAACUGCUCUAUAAACAUGACUUGGCGAAACGCUGGGGAAACCACUGUAAAAUGUGCAGUUACUGUUUACAGACAUCCCCCAAACUGGUACAGAACCAUUUUGGGGGAAAGAUGGAAGAGUUCUGUUGUGAGGAGUGCAUGUCCAAAUUUACGGUUUUGUUCUAUCAGAUGGCCAAGUGUGAUGGUUGUAAACGACAGGGCAAACUCAGUGAGUCAAUGAAAUGGCGAGGAGACAUCAAACAUUUUUGUAAUCUGCUGUGUAUAUUGAUGUUCUGCAAUCAGCAGAGUAUCUCUGACCCUCCUCCACCUCAAAACAAUGCAGUAAAUGUUUCCAUGGUGCCAGCUGCUUCAACAGGCCCCCCUUCUUCUCUAAGGAAAGAUUCAACUCCAGUCAUAGCCAAUGUGGUAUCACUGGCCAGUGCUCCCGCUGCCCAGCCAACGGUUAAUUCUAACAACGUUUUACAAGGUGCUGUUCCUACUGUAACUGCAAAGAUCAUUGGCGAUGCAAGUACGCAGACAGAUGCUCUGAAACUUCCACCCUCCCAACCUCCCCGGCUUUUAAAGAACAAAGCGUUACUGUGCAAGCCCAUCACCCAAACCAAGGCCACUUCUUGCAAACCACAUACACAAAACAAGGAAUGUCAAACAGAAGAUACUCCAGUUCAGCCACAAAUGCUUGUGGUUCCGAUUCCGGUGCCCGUGUUUGUCCCUGUACCCCUGCACCUUUAUACCCAGUAUGCACCAAUCCCACUUGGGAUUCCACUUCCGAUGCCCGUUCCCAUGCUUAUCCCAACAACAUUGGACAGUGCAGAGAAGAUCAUUGAAACGAUCCAGGACAUCAAGGAAAAGAUUCCCACAAAUCCAUUUGAAGCGGACAUCCUUCAGAUGGCAGAAAUGAUUGCGGAAGAUGAAGAAAAAGAAAAAACCCUGUCCCAUGGAGGAUCCCAAACAUCUGAGCAGGAGCUCUUCCUUGACCCGAAGAUUUUUGAAAAAGACCAAGGCAGCACUUACAGUGGUGAUCUAGAGUCAGAGGCAGUGUCCACUCCACACAGCUGGGAAGAGGAGCUGAAUCAUUACGCUUUACGAUCAAAUGCCAUGCAGGAGGCAGAUCCAGAAUUGAAGCAGUUCUCCAAAGGGGACACAGAACAGGAUCUAGAAGCAGAUUUUCCAACAGAAAGCUUUGACCCAAUCACUAAGGGUCUAGGAAUCCACUCCCGCUCACGUGCUAGGCGGCGGCACCGAGAUGGCUUCCCACAACCCAAACGACGAGGAAGGAAGAAGUCGAUAGUGUCUGUGGAGCCCAGGAAUCUCAUUCAGGGAGCGUUUCCAGGCUGCUCAGUGUCCGGGAUGACGUUGAAGUACAUGUACGGGGUCAAUGCCUGGAAGAACUGGGUUCAGUGGAAAAAUGCCCAAGAAGAGCAAGGGGAGCUGAAAUUUGGAGCUCGCCCUGUGAAGCUAAAGGAAGAUAUUCUUUCUUGCACAUACGCUGAGUUAAGCUUGGGUCUAUGCCAGUUUAUCCAAGAGGUUCGGAGGCCAAAUGGUGAAAAAUACGAUCCAGACAGCAUCUUGUACUUGUGCCUUGGAAUUCAGCAGUACCUGUUUGAGAACGGUAGAAUAGAUAACAUUUUUACCGAGCCAUAUUCCAGGUUUAUGAUUGAACUUACAAAACUCUUGAAAAUAUGGGAGCCUACAAUACUUCCUAAUGGUUACAUGUUCUCACGAAUCGAAGAGGAGCACUUAUGGGAGUGUAAACAGCUGGGUGCAUACUCCCCAAUAGUCCUCUUGAACACCCUUCUGUUCUUCAACACCAAAUAUUUUCAACUAAAGAAUGUCACUGAGCACCUGAAGCUUUCCUUUGCCCAUGUGAUGAGGCGUACUAGGACUCUGAAGUACAAUACCAAGAUGACAUAUUUGAGGUUUUUCCCACCGUUCCAAAAGCAGGAAGUAGAAACUGAUAAAUUAUCAGUGGGCAAAAGGAAACGCGGUGAGGACGAAGAGGUUCCCACAGCCGUAGAAAUGGCCGAGAACACCGAUAACCCACUACGGUGCCCAGUUCGGCUUUAUGAAUUUUACUUGUCGAAGUGUUCUGAAAGCGUGAAGCAGAGGAGCGAUGUGUUUUACCUCCAGCCGGAGCUCUCCUGCGUCCCAAACAGCCCCAUGUGGUACUCUACUUUACCGAUAGACCCCGGAACACUGGACACCAUGUUAACACGCAUCCUCUUGGUGAGGGAAGUGCACGAAGAACUUGCCAAAGUCAAAUCCGAGGACUCCGAUGUCGAGUUAUCAGAUUAAAACUGCAGUGGGGUUUUAUUUUCAUAUGCAUUUGCAAGCACCAAACUGUGAAAGCGGCCCGCCUCCGGCCAUCAGACAAGCCAAGUCCUCUCGACUUCGAACCGAAAAAAAUAAAAAAACCGGAAAAGCAAAGGAAAAAGGAAAAAAAGGCAUCUUGUGAAACACAGCGGAUUUAUAAACUGGAAUCGAAGGAAGCGACACGUAAGCUGAGAGAAAUGAGGUCCUUUGACAGUGGACAGAUUCUUAAAGCAGACAAACUAAAGAUGAACUAACCUA
Ornithorhynchus anatinus (platypus) is the source of this 5134-nucleotide messenger RNA. Its product is annotated as zinc finger MYM-type protein 4. NCBI's taxonomy places the organism in Eukaryota, Metazoa, Chordata, Mammalia, Monotremata, Ornithorhynchidae. The transcript has 31 exons. The record is from RefSeq and is a predicted model, not a curated record. Gene Ontology annotation, molecular function: zinc ion binding. Bases 302 to 4858 code for a protein of 1518 amino acids.